Mytilinidion resinicola is the source of this 2234-nucleotide messenger RNA. RefSeq lists its product as uncharacterized. The transcript has 3 exons. The record is from RefSeq and is a predicted model, not a curated record. Lineage: Eukaryota; Fungi; Ascomycota; Dothideomycetes; Mytilinidiales; Mytilinidiaceae. Bases 242 to 2122 code for a protein of 626 amino acids.
CAGGCCGUAAGCGUGUCUUGUUGUGCUACGGCAAGUAAAAGCGCUGAGGGCGGGGAGAGCCAGUUUCAAGUGCUGUCCACGAGCUCUCGAUCGCCUUGUAUUUCCAGGGUGGCGCGAUAACCGGACUCAAACAUUCACAGGGCUUGUUGCUUGCAUACAUUCCACGAGACAGCCCGGUCACUUAUCUCAGCCACAUCACAUUUCAAAUCUAAAGAUUUCGGACUAAUAGCAUCGACUAGCCAUGCCGAAUCCUUCCACAGUGUUGGAGAAACUCCAAGUCCAUCUUCGCGAAGUGGAGCAGGAACCGACAACUUCUCUCGACGUCCAUCUAUUAGGACAAUGUGAGCUCUACGUAUCCCAGCUCGAAUUCCCGAACGGAGGAUGGCGACAAACACAUCCACUCUUCCUUCAGCUUGGACAGCUUCUGCCGAGUCUGCAACAGGACCCAUCUCCCUUGAUUCGAUUCGUUCUAAAGCUCACCGCACCGUACAGCUUCGAUGAAGUCAAAGAGCUGGACUUUGCCAUGGGAUUGAACUUGAAAGCUGAGCCGUUUCAUCUCCUUAUUCUGACUUUGCUGGAAAAGGCGACCGCCACCGGAAAUGAUGCCGAGAACCUUGCCAGUCGGUCAGAUGUCGUCAAAGCGAUUGUAAGACUAUGGCUUUGCACGGAGGAUACCGGUACAGCAACCAAGGCCUCCAAUCUACUUAUCGCACUCUUAUCAGCCUCAAAGAACCUACCCGGUGGACUAAAUGAGAUCGGUGUUGGCGAAUACGGAAGAGGUGCGAUGUGGAAACGACUAUUCGAAGAUAAGGAUAUCUACAGUUUGCUAUACCUCUUCUGCAGCCUCAAGUCUCUGCCAGCUGGUGAUGAAGUCCCUCUCAACAAGAGGAAUACGACGGUCGCACAGGCUAGGCUGAUGGACUGGCUACCGAAGGUCGGAGCUCUGGACUGGGAUACCAUCGUCAGAAGCCAUCACCCGGAGAUAGAGACCAAAGUUGGACUUAGGAACGGGGAAGGUCUUCUGCAUUUUGCAAGCAUGAAAAUGGUUGAUUUCCUGGACGACAUCUUGAUGCACAUUAGCUUGAUCAACUUCUUCUCUGAUCUCAUCUCCACCGUAAAGACCAUCGCGGCGCCUACAUCUAGUGGCUCUAGUGUGGCCUUGGACUUCCUCAAGAAAGAAGGCUGGCAUGCUCACAUAAUCAAGUACCAGCAAGACGACACUCCUUCAAUGGAGCGAACGUUCCUGAAAGCGCCAGCAGCCAACUACAUCUCCGCCUAUGCGUCUACAUAUCUGGACGACUUUGAACGAAGUCCUGAGGCUGCUGGAAUCGUGGAGAAGCUCAACGAAACCAUCAACAAGGCCCAGCCAGAAGACUUCCACAUACUCUCAUCAGUACCGCGAGCUAGUUUGGUGCCUCAGCGGGCGAUGGGAUAUGCCUGGGACGAAUCUCCGAUCUUGUCCAUUCCCAUCCGCCUGACAAGUGCAGACGCGCUGAAGACACUCGCAACCAUAUUCCAUGGGCCAAUUGAGCCCGAUGUCGUCUUUCCACUAUCGCAGAUCUCGUUGAGCAGUAUGACUGUUCAGACCUCUUCCGCACGAUUCGAAUCCGAGCGAAUCUACGCCCGCCUCCUCCUAUCCCUCUACCUCACCAAAACGCCAUCUUUCUUCACUGAGAUCAUCCGUCACGCCGAUACAAUUGCCAUGAAAGAAAACGCCAUCGCAGCCCUAAUCUUACUCCGUGCCAUCAUCACCGCAAAGUGGUCUCCCGCUUCCCAGCUCAACGACGGAAAUUCCGACGCCAUUCUCACACGCUUGCAGAACUUCCCAGACUCUGGCCUCGAACUGAUCCUGGAUCCAACGAUUAGUGGUGGUGUGCUUCCGUUCUUGCUGAAGCCUGCAACUACAUUUUCGGGGCUGGUGGGUGGUCGCGGCGAUGCGGAGAGUGCAGCGUUCCAGGUUGCAAUGACGAAGUUCGAUGUGCUGAAGGUGCUUGGAGAGCGGGUGAAAGAGUUGCAGCCGCCGAGGAGCCACAUUGAUGGGAUGAUUCGGAGGCGCGUGGCCGAGGGGCCUUGGGGCGUGGGCCAGAAUGCGGCCCCCAGGAUUGGGACGAUGGAAUUGUAGGGUAUGGCAUAUUUAUGUAUGUUAAACUCUAGAGCUUCUUAGAAUUUACAUUCAGCUAUCUAGGCCUCAGAGGUGACCAUGGCCUAGACUUCAAAAGUCAAAUGAAAGUCAU